AUGUCCUUUGCCCAUCUCAAGGCACGCCGUGCAGCGCGCGAUGGGCGCUGGCGCGCACGUGGGAGAGACGGAGGCAAAGGCCGCGGCGAAGACGACACAGGGGAAGCAGGGACCGGCGUGCAGGAGGACGAGGAGCAGGGCACUGGCAUCGUCGAGGAAGAGCAGCACGAACCUCACCUGGCCGGCACGCCCGCUGACGAUCCACCGCCCGAGCUGCGUGGGUCGCAGCUGACCCUCUUCACCACAGCGGGCCACGGCCGCGGCCUGCAGCGCGCGCGCGACGCACCCGGCGCGCAGGCCGGCGACGAGCUCCUGGCGGUCGAGCCGCAUGCCUCGGUGCUGAGCACGGCGCAGGCCGACAUGCGCUGCCACUACUGCUUUGUGAAGCGCGCCGCCCUCCAGCGGUGCUCUGGAUGCAAGUUUGCGCGGUACUGCAGCGCAGCGUGCCAGCGCAGCGCGUGGACCAAAGCGCGGCACCGCGACGAGUGCCCAGCGCUGCAGCGCUGGUUUGCCGCGGCCAAGGAGGCCGGGCACGCGCCCGCGGACCCCGGCGCCGCGGUCCGCGUCCUCGCGCAGCUCGUGUGGCACCGCCGGAAGCACGGCGUGCAGAGCGCGUGGUGGAAAGGCGUCGCAUCCAUGCAGUCGCAUCGCGCAACGAUGAGCGAGGCACAACAGGCAGAGUGCGCCGAGCUUGCGUUCCGCGUCGCGCACUUUCUGACGCUGGAUGCGCUGCCGUCGUACGGUUUUGACGGCGCGUCGGGCCUACUCGACAUGGUCUGUGCGUACCGCACCAAUGCCUUUACGCUCGCCGACGCACAGCUCGAUCCGAUCGGCGUGAGUGUGAGCGUGCCAAUCGCGCUCUUUAACCAUGCGUGCGACCCCAAUGCGGUCGUCGUCUUUCCGCGGGCGGGCGACCGUACGAUGCGCGUCGUCGCCAUCAAACCGAUUGCGCCCGGCGCCGAGGUGCUUACGUCGUACGUCGACCUCGCUGAGCCGCUUGCGCAGCGGCAGGCGACGCUCUCUUCGCGCUACCUCUUUACGUGCACCUGCCGCCUGUGCACGACCAGCGCGCACCCCCCCAAGCACUGGACCGAUCCCCGCACGGCGAUCUGGUGCGAGCACAAUUGCUCUGGAUGGGCCGCCUUGCCGAACUGGCGCCAGCUGCCUGUGGACGAUACCAGUCUCGCGAGCGGCGCGUGCAACCGCUGCGGCAAGACCAGCAUGCUGCACGCCCCCCGCGAAAUCCACGCGCGCUGGACGGCCACCGAGGCGCUGAUGGAGCGCGUCCAAAAAGCGAUGCAAGGCGAGGCAUCGCACGACUCGCUGGGCGACGUGCUCAGCACCGUGCGGUGGCUGAGCACGCUCGCACCCCCAUCGAAUACCCUGCUAUGGACGCUGAUGCAUGCCGCGCAUGUGCUCGCGAUCGAAACAGGGGCGUUUGCCGAGGCGACGCACCUUGCCUUUGUCCUCUGUGCAGGGAUGCAAGCGUGCGGCGGGCGGGAGGCCGACAGCGCGCUGUACCCCCCCGGCCACCCCCUGCGUGCGGUGAUGUUCGCGACGCUCGGCAAGCUCCUGCUGCACGAGACGCCGCCGUGCCCCCCGUUGCUUGCACGCAUGCCCGCCGUGCCGGCGGACCGUGCGGUCCAGCUGGCCCUAGCGCGGCAGGCGCUGGUCCAAGCGCUCGACGAGGCGCGGUGCGGCUUUGGGCGUAGCGUCGACGGCGGCGACGUCGCUGCAGACGUACGCGACUCGCUCACGGCACUCGAGCAAGAGCAAGCGGUGCUUCGUAGUAUGUAG
Messenger RNA from Malassezia japonica, 1797 nucleotides. RefSeq lists its product as uncharacterized. Gene Ontology annotation, molecular function: protein binding. The record is from RefSeq and is a predicted model, not a curated record. Bases 1 to 1797 code for a protein of 598 amino acids. The transcript has a single exon. Gene Ontology annotation, cellular component: nucleus. Lineage: Eukaryota; Fungi; Basidiomycota; Malasseziomycetes; Malasseziales; Malasseziaceae.